AUGUCUAAUUUUUGGAAAGAAAUACAAAAUUAUUCUGGAUGCACAGAUUUUGAAUAGUUACAAUAUUAUCUCAACAUCAUAUACAAAGUAACAUUUAAUAAAAACUUUAGUAUGAAAUAUAAUUAGAAGACUUUUAAACUAUACAUCCAGUAUAUUUAGCAAAAUUAAUGCAUUUACACUAAUUAGCAAUAUAAUAUUAUGAACAUUCAACUGAGGAAUUAAUAGAGUAUGAAAAAUACAACUUAAAGUCUACAUUAGAUAUUGAAGAACAAGUAAAUAGACAAUUUAUUUAUAGAUUAGAAAAAAAGAAAAAAAACUCAUAGAAAGCAAAGUAAAUAUAAAGGCAACAUAAAAAAAAUUAUAAUUAGAAUUGAAUUAAAAAGAUAAAUUCAUACAGAAAAUUAUAAACACUUAAUUAAUUUAAUGUCUUUAUUGUGAUUAGGUAGUCACAACAGAGUCUUAAUUUGAUUUACAUAUGUAAUAAUAUCAUAAAAAAGAAUUUAAUAAAAAAGAAGUUAAUAUUAUCAAUCAAGCAUUGUAAAAUCAAUUAUUAACAUAAUAAUUAAGUAAUAAGGUUAUCUAAUAAAAUCAGCAAAAUUAUUUAGCCUUAAAUUAUCAAUUACUUUAAUUCACUAAAGAAUAAUUAUCAAGAGAAACUACAAAUUUUAUAGAAAAUACUUUAGAAGUCACUGGAAAAAUUAAAAAUAUUGAUCAAAAUUAUACAAAAGAAAUAAAAAAUUUGGAAGAAGAAAUUGAUAAUAAAUUAAAUUUGAUUUAACUUAAUGUAGAAAAGGAAGAAUAAAUAAGAGAAUAAUAAGUCAAAGAGAAAGUUGCAUUAAUGGAAGAAUAAAUAAUGCAAGAAUUUGAAAAAUCAAGAUCUCAUCUUUUAAAAUCAAAAUAAGUAAAUAAAAUGAAAACCAAUACUUUUAUAGGGAAAUCUCAAGAAAGUUCAGUGUAUAACUCUUAAUAACCACCAUCUGCUGUAUUCUAAUAAUAAUCUGGAAUUCAAAGAGGAUAAACUACUAUAAAUAUUUAAAGUCUUGCGAAUAUUGAAUAAGAUGAAUUAAUUUAAGAUGAUCAAUUCCAAAAAACAAAUUAAUAGUAAUUUAAAAUUUAAAUUAAACCAACUUCAGAAUUAGACACUCCUCUUUAAGGUAAAUUUGAAUAAUCUUAAUAACUUUCUGAAUCUUUAUUAGGAAGCUAACGUUUAUUGGUUAAACCAUCAACUGAAAUAUAAUAAUAAUAAUCAAAAUUUCAUAAGUAAGUUUAGAAAAAGAAUUCAGAAUCUGAAGGAGAUUAAUCAUUCAAUAAAAAUGAUAAUUAAUAUUAUAAUGAUGAUAAUAUUGAUUAUCUAGUAUAAAACCUUGAGAUGUAUCAUAAUGCAAUUGAUUCAUAAUAAAAUAUGCUAUUUGAAUUGUAAUUAUAUUAUUUUUUUAUUAUUUAGAUUAUUAAAUAGAAGUAAAGGUUCUAGGCCUACAUGUUCAGACCUAUAGAAAAAACAUUAUAGAUAAAUCUUAGAGAAAAAUAUUGAAAAAGACAUGAAAGGAAUAGAAGGAUUUGAUCUUAAAGUUUUAAAGAAAACAUAUGAUGAUUUAAAUAAAUAACUUAAGGAUUAAUAAGCAAAUGCAGAUGAAAAACUAUAAUUAUACUCUUUUAAUGAGGAAUCUCAUACUCCAGAAGAAAUUGAUUCUAGAAGAGCAACUUAAUUUUUAAAUAUUAGAUCUAGAAAAAAUAGUGGGAAACAUUUAAAAAAUCCAUCAUAGAAUUGA
Molecule: messenger RNA, 1769 nt
Organism: Paramecium pentaurelia
Lineage: Eukaryota; Ciliophora; Oligohymenophorea; Peniculida; Parameciidae
Source: the annotation of a GenBank genome assembly